This is a messenger RNA of Rhinocladiella mackenziei CBS 650.93, 3039 nucleotides long. RefSeq lists its product as uncharacterized. Gene Ontology annotation, biological process: protein phosphorylation; positive regulation of transcription elongation by RNA polymerase II; transcription elongation by RNA polymerase II. The record is from RefSeq and is a predicted model, not a curated record. Gene Ontology annotation, cellular component: nucleus; cyclin/CDK positive transcription elongation factor complex. Gene Ontology annotation, molecular function: cyclin binding; ATP binding; RNA polymerase II CTD heptapeptide repeat kinase activity. The transcript is spliced from 2 exons. The coding region runs from base 1 to 3039 and encodes 1012 amino acids. Lineage: Eukaryota; Fungi; Ascomycota; Eurotiomycetes; Chaetothyriales; Herpotrichiellaceae.
AUGAAGCAUCGUCGGCGAGCUGAAGAGGAUCCGCGCGAGAGACAUCCACCCCGGCCCUGGGAGAGAAACCGGGAGCGUCCUGCACCACGGCCUCAUUCACCUCCCCCUGCACCUCACGGAGAGUCUUUUGGUGCUUACCGAGAGCGAGAUCAGGUUGAACGGAGUCGGCGCCACCCGCAUAAGAAGUGGCAUCAGUCUCGCGACUUCAAGAGGCUGCAUGGUAGAAAGUCUUCCCUUUCGCCUUCUCGGCCCUCUAAACCAAAGCACCCACACACAUCACGUCCACGACCAUUUGAUAACCGACCUGGCCGACAUCGAAACUAUUCACCCGACCGUUUACCCAAGCGGAGACGUACUCAGAGUCCUUCUCCCGUGGGCAGUGACCGAUUUGGCCCCGAGGGUCAAGGACCAGGUCGCCGCGGAGAUUGGUUUGAUAUCAGUGAUAGACCGCCACCUAACCCUCGACCUCGUUCACCCGCCCGAGAAUUUGCUUCUGGAUCUGUUCCCCGGUCCCGAGCCUCAGAUAUUGAGGUUGACCCACCUGCUGGUUACGAGGAGCCUAUUCUUCACAGACGCGAUAGACGCUCCGCAUCCCCACCUCGCCGUGCCGAAUCCAAACAUUCAUCAGUUGAUACUCGAGAAUCGUCGGUGAAUUCAAUUCGACCGCCUGAACGUCCUUCUCGGGGUCGGGGUCAGCGUUUUGCCAAGAAAGGUCACCCUAUCUCAAGAACCCCAUCCGUGGUCGAUGAGACAGACAAUCGCUCCAUGGAUGGUCAAUAUCCUACGCGCGGGAAUUAUGGAAUGCAUAGAGGGCAACAGAGAUCGUUCGUUGAUACGAGACAACCAUUUGGAGGCUCGUCUCCUUACUCAACCACACCGAAUAGCUCAUAUCAUGGUUCGCCGCAAGCAAACUCACCUUAUCACAAUCAGAGGGGUGGUUGGGGAGGAUCUCAGCAUCCACACAGUUCAAUGCCAAACUCCUCUCCACCGUAUCGCCCAAACGGUUAUUCCGGCCCUUCUGGGAUGAACAAUCCUAAUCCAUAUUACCCGAAUCAGCAACAGUAUCAUGGAGGCAAUCAACAAGGAUAUCAGCAGUCCUCAUAUCGAGGCGGCCGCGGCUCACAUCGGGGUGGACAUUAUUCUCAACAAGGACAACCAGAUCAGAGAUUCAACCAUCCGCGGCCUCGAGGGAGAGGGGGGCAUUUCAAUAACCUACAAUGGACCGCGCCUGGUUCGAAACGAGGUGGAUCACAAAACCCAAACUUUGAAAGCGGUCAUGUCAACCAACCACAGACAUCUCCGGCUCCUUCACAAACGGCCUCACAAGAGGGUCGAGAAGGUCCAACCGAAGAAGAACAUCCUUUCAGACCAACCAAAGAGGCCCCAGUGGAGGAUCAGCGAGAGAAUAAAUUCAACAGAGGUCCAAAUUCACAGGGUAAUGAUCAACCGGGAACAGCUGCUUCGAAAUUCAGCUUUGCCUUCAAAUCCAAAGCUCCAGCUAAACCUCCUCCAGAUUUUUCAACCAAGUCGAAAGGACCAUUCCAUCCUCCAGAAAAUCGACCUCCGUAUCCGAAGAACAAACAUUUUGAUCGACGAGAUGAGAGACCAGGGCCUCGACCUCCUCAUGAACGAAAGUUUCCACCACACUAUGAUCGAAAACAUCCGAAUGACCGCCACCAAUUUCCAAAUGAACGCCGACCUGACCGAUCCCGUUCUCCACCGUCAAAGAAAGUCAAAAAGGAAGUCAAAUCUCGGCCUACAUUGCCUCCCGAAUUUGCAGAAUCCGAAUCAAUAUAUUACCGCAAACCGGGUAACGAGUCGGUUGUGGGGGCAGGCACCUAUGGAAAAGUAUUCAAAGCCAUUCAUAUCUACACCAGAGACAAAGUGGCACUAAAGAAGAUUCGCAUGGAAGGUGAACGAGAUGGAUUCCCCAUAACAGCGGUCCGUGAGAUCCGAUUAUUGCAACAUCUCCGACAUAAACAUGUGGUGGCAUUACAGGAAGUCAUGGUGGAAAAGAACGAAUGUUUCAUGGUCUUUGAGUAUCUAUCACACGAUUUGACAGGGCUCAUUAAUCAUCCAACAUUCAAGCUCACGCCUGCGCACAAAAAGGAUCUGGCGAAACAAAUGUUUGAGGGGUUAGAUUACCUCCAUCGACGCGGCGUUCUCCAUCGAGACAUCAAGGCGGCAAACAUCUUGAUCUCCAACACGGGUCAAUUGAAGUACGCCGAUUUCGGUCUCGCACGAUUCUACACCAAGUCUCGUCAACUCGACUACACUAAUCGGGUCAUUACAAUCUGGUAUCGUCCCCCCGAACUGCUCCUAGGCGAAACUCAAUAUGGUCCCGAGGUGGACGUCUGGUCUGCAGCCUGUGUCUUUGUGGAAAUGUUUACAAAAAAGGCCGUCUUUCCUGGUGAAGGUGGCGAACUUAGUCAACUCGAAAAGGUCUACAACGUUCUGGGAACGCCGACGCGAGCAGAAUGGCCCGGAAUUGUGGAUCUACCUUGGUUUGAACUCAUGCAACCCGUUGACCGACGGAAACGAGUCUUUGAGGCCAUGUUCAAAGACGUCUUCACUCCCGCCGGACUGGAACUUGUCCAGUGGAUGUUCAAGUACGAUCCGAAGAAACGGCCAACCGCGGAAGAGGUGUUGAAACACGGGUACUUUACCGGAGAAGAACCUCUCCCUCGCCAAGCGGUGGAACUGGCAAAUAUUGAGGGUGAUUGGCAUGAAUUCGAAAGCAAAGCGCACCGACGAGAGAAUGACAAGCGCGAAAAGGAAAGGAAGAAAGAGGAGUACAUGCGGGAGAAGGAAAAGAGGAAAGCCCGCGAGGCCGGCCUACCCGAAUCUGAAGGCACGGACAAGAAAACCAAGCUCGAUGAAGAACUGUCUCCCAAAACAGGGGUGCCGCCACUGCCCUCGAACAACGACGGUGCUCGUUCCGGGGAUCAUGUGGCCGAACCGUCGGCGGAUGAGAUAAAAGAUGAUGACAAUAAGGAGGAGUCAGAGGGUGAGGGCAGUGCUCGCAUGAGCAUGUCGUAA